CAAGGCCUUCCUGCGUCAGGAGACCCCUACGCAGACCCGAGCUCUCGCUCCGAGAGCCCCGAGGGCCCUCUAGCCCCGCGGGGUUGCCCCACUCCCAGCAGGCGUCCUGCGUCCCGGGAGCGGAUUGGGGGCCACGCUUACGGCGACUACGUGUGGAAGCGGGAGGAGGCAACGCGGCCGCCUGGGAAGGGUUAAGCCGUGAUGGACGUGCAUUUUCCACUGGGAUUAGGGAGUGGAGGCGAAAGACCGGCAGGCCCUAGGGCCUGGGGGUGACGGAGGACACUGUCAGUCAUGCACGGUACUGAGUUCUGUCCCCAGCAUGUCGAGGCGCCGAACAUAGCUUUACCCAGAAAUUCCGGUCCGAAGGGGAAGACAGCGCCUGCAAGCCCGAGAGCGAAGCGGGGGAGACAGGGCUGUGUCCCCAGGAAGCCCCAAGCUUGGGCGGGAGACGACACGGCCGUGCCCUUGGGAGCCCGCAGACUGAUGGGGAGACCCAGUGUUUGCUCGCGGGGGGUCUUUUGUAAUCCACAUGAAGAUGGAUCCAGACACCGGGCUGGCGGCCAGCGGCCACCACCGUGACAGCCCCCGGCCAGUGAGCGUCCCACCAGGGUGACCGACAGUGGGCGACACUCCAGGGCUUGGUAACGGAUGGGAUUUUGUGGUUGGAUGAUGGGGUCCCACAACAAGGGUGGAAUUCCUUUUUUAAAGCGAUUAACGGCUUUACUGAAAUUCACCCCUUUACUGUGUGAACGUCAGUCACUUUGGAAUACUUUAGUCUGCACAGCGGGCCUUUUGUAUCUCCAAGGUGUGGACGUCUUUUUCUCCGUUAGUGUUCCCUAAGCAACGGGGUGUAACAUUCCAGUCACCCGCUACAUAGGGCGUUUUGGCUAAUGACAGGCCACAUAGACAAGGGUGUUCCCGUAAGAUUGUAUUGGCGCUGAGAAGAUCCUACCGCCUAGUGACAUGGUAACCAUGGUAACAUCAUGGGCACCACGUCCUCACAGUCUUUGUGGUGAUGCCAGCGCUGCCGCCAUAUAAAGGCAUAGCAGGUGCAACUAUGUACAGGGGUUCCUGACAGGACCUAGCAGAACUAUGAGCUCACCUUUGGCCUCCCUGAGCAAGACCCGGAAAGUACCCCUGCAGUCGGAGCCUGGGCAUCCUGGCCGUGGCUGGGGCCCGCUGCUCAGAACCUCUUCCCUGAUGGCCUCAUGCACGUUUCUUCCUUCUUCCUCCUGCCUGGGCUCCCAGGAGGCGAGGGAUAAGAAUCUACGGAGAUGGGGACAGCGGCUAGAGAGGCCACUUCUGGACCUUGGCCCCAGGGUGGUGACCUGGGUGUCCCUGUCUGCAGAAGACGAGGUGGAUAUGCUGAAUGAUGGAAAUGGCUCAGAAGAAAGGAUCUCUGUCCCUUCCUGCUAUGGCAGCAUAGGCGCCCCUGUGGCAAGGCAAGGCGCUGUAUCCCAUGACUCCGAGGCGUUGGCCUCCGUGGCCAAGCAGCUAUGGGACCUGGAACGGCUGGUGAAGGUCCAGGCUGAUGAGAUGCUGUCCAAGGAUCAGAAGAUACUGGCCCUGGAGGACUUGGUGAAGACCCUCCAGCAGCACCAAGGCGAGGCCUCCCAGCAGCGGCAGGAGGAGCUGGAGACGAUGUGCGCGCAGCUGCAGCGGCAGGUCGGGGAGAUGGAGCGGUUCCUCAGCGACUAUGGGCUGCACUGGGUGGGCGAGCCCAUGGACCAGGAGGACUCCGAGGGUAACAUAGCCUCAGAAGAUGGCGGGAAGGCCUGGAUGACAGCCAAGAAGUUCUGGAAGCCAGGGGACUCGACGGUGCCCCCCGAGGUGGAUUUCGACAGGCUUCUGGCCAGCCUGCAGGACCUCAGUGAGCUGGUGGCGGAGGGGGACAUGCAGGUGACGCCAGUGCCUGGUGGGGCGCGGCUCCGUGUCCUUGAGCCCAUCCCGCUGAAGCUGUACCGGAACGGCAUCAUGAUGUUCGAUGGGCCCUUCCGGCCCUUCCACGACCCCUCCACGCAGCGCUGCCUCCGAGACAUGCUGGAUGGCUUCUUCCCCUCAGAGCUCCAGAGACUGUACCCCAAUGGGGUCCCUUUUAAGGUGAGUGACCUGCGCAAUCAGGUCUACCUGGAGAACGGGCUGGACCCGUUCCCAGGUGAGGGCCGCGUGGUGGGCUGGCAGAAGAUGCGCAAGGCCUCGGACCGGGUGGAGAAGCACCAAGACUCCACGAUGACCGCAGAGAAAUUUCUGAACAAGCUGCCUAAGUUUGUGAUCCGGCAAGGAGAGGUGGUUGACAUCCGGGGCCCCAUCAGGGACACCUUGCAGAGCUGCUGCCCGUUGCCCGCCCGGGUCCAGGAGAUCAUAGUGGAGACACCUGCCUUGGCCACUGAACGGGAGAGGAGCCAGGAGACCCCCAACACCCCUGCGCCCCCACUCUCCAUGCUGCGCAUCAAGUCGGAGAACGGGGAGCAGGCCUUUCUACUGAUGAUGCGGCCCGAGGACACGGUGGGCGAUGUGCGCACCCUGCUAGCACAGGCCAGGGCCACAGAUGCCACCGCCUUCGAGAUCUUCAGCACAUUCCCGCCCACAGUCUACCAGGAUGACUCGCUCACUCUGCAGGCCGCAGGCCUGGUGCCCAACGCUACGCUACUGCUGCGGGCACGCAGGGCCCCGCUGGCCAGCCCUGGCUUCAGUCCAGGUCCUGGCCCCCGCCCCUAAUAAAGCGCACGCCCCGACA
Oryctolagus cuniculus (rabbit) is the source of this 2737-nucleotide messenger RNA. The record is from RefSeq and is a predicted model, not a curated record. NCBI's taxonomy places the organism in Eukaryota, Metazoa, Chordata, Mammalia, Lagomorpha, Leporidae.